Nymphaea colorata (pocket water lily) is the source of this 2303-nucleotide messenger RNA. RefSeq names its product protein NRT1/ PTR FAMILY 5.6-like. Lineage: Eukaryota; Viridiplantae; Streptophyta; Magnoliopsida; Nymphaeales; Nymphaeaceae. The transcript has 4 exons. The record is from RefSeq and is a predicted model, not a curated record. The coding region runs from base 70 to 1824 and encodes 584 amino acids. Gene Ontology annotation, cellular component: membrane. Gene Ontology annotation, molecular function: transmembrane transporter activity. Gene Ontology annotation, biological process: transmembrane transport.
ACAUUGCAUUCCAAGUGCCUAAAAAUAGCAAUUUCAUCCUCAGCAAGCUGCUAUCUUACAUCCUCAGCCAUGGAACUUGGUGGUGAAGGUGAUGAGAAGAAAUGGAUUCAUGACUCAUCUGUUGAUUACAAGGGGAGGGUUCCUCUCAGGACCUCAACUGGGGGAUGGAGGGCUUCCCUCUUUGUAAUUGGAAUCGAAUUCGCCGAAAGGCUGAGUUACUAUGGAAUAGCUUCCAACCUUAUUAUGUACCUGACAACGGUACUUCAACAAGAUUUGAAAACAUCAGCGAAGAACGUGAAUGACUGGUUAGGGGUGACCGCUGUGUCGCCCCUUCUUGGUGGGUUUCUUGCUGAUGCAUACAUAGGCAGAUUCUGGAUGGUCGUGAUAUCUUCCUUAAUAUACCUAAUGGGACUAUGCCUACUGACCUUAUCGGAGUUCGUGCCGUCCCUCAAGCCACCAACAUGCAGCACUUCUGCGCACAUAUGCAACAGGUCCAAAAGGCCACAUGAGAACGCCUUCUUCCUGGCACUGUACCUCAUCUCCCUGGGCACAGGCGGCCACAAGCCUUCACUGGAGAGCUUUGGUGCUGAUCAGUUCGAUGAUGACGACGAUGGUGAAAGGAAGAAGAAGACCUCUUUCUUCAACUGGUGGUAUUGUGGCCUCUGUUCUGGCGCCAUGCUCGGGGUGACCCUGAUAGUCUAUAUACAGGACAAUGUCGGUUGGGGUGCUGGCUUUGUUGCCCUUACUGCUGUGAAGGCUGUAGCCAUUGUCAUCUUGAUAAUUGGGGUGCCCUUUUAUAGAUAUAGGGUACCCAAAGGGAGCCCACUGAUCCCCAUGUUGCAGGUAUUGACUGCAGCCAUAGUCAAGAGGGAUCUGACCUGCCCUUCUGACCCUUCUCAGCUCUAUGAAUUGGUGGCACCAGGGAGGAGGCGUUUGCAUCACACUCAGAGGAUGAGGUUUCUCGACAAGGCUGCUAUAAUUCCUGAAGAACCAUGUGGCAACUCGGCGGCGGCGAGCCACAAGCAGCAGAAUCCAUGGCGCCUGGCAACCGUAACGCAGGUAGAAGAGACGAAGCAGCUGCUGUCCAUGGUCCCCAUCUGGCUUUCCAACCUAAUCUUCGGCGUCAGCGUCGUUCAGGGCCAGACCUUCUUCAUCAAGCAAGGCUCCGUCAUGAACCGCUCAAUAACCCCCAACUUCAGCAUCCCGCCGGCCUCUCUCCUCGCCCUCGCUGCGCUCUCCAUGGCGGUAUUCGUCUCCAUAUACGACCGCCUCCUCGUCCCCGCCCUCCGCUGCCUCACCGGCAACGACCGAGGCAUCACCAUCCUCCAAAGAAUCGGCAUCGGAAUGGCCUUCUCCGUGGCUUGCCUGGCCUCCGCCGCCACGGUCGAGAAGAAGCGAAGGGAUUCUCCCCUCCCCAUCAGCGUCUUUUGGCUUGCUCCCCAAUUCACCCUCUUGGGGAUCUCCGACGUCUUCACACUGGUGGGCCUCCAAGAGUACUUCUACGAUCAGGUGCCUGACAACAUGAGGAGCCUUGGCAUCGCCUUCUACCUCAGCGUGAUCGGCGCGGCGAGCUUCUUGAGCAGUUUCAUCAUAAGUGUUGUGGACUCCAUGACCAGCAGGGGAGGGGCGAGCUGGUUCGCCAAGGAUCUGAACCACAGCAGACUCGAUUACUUCUACUGGCUGCUGGCCGUGCUGAGCGGGAUCAACCUGUGCGUCUAUGUGUGCGUGGCGAGGAAGUAUUCUUACAAGAGCGUGGACAAGGGUCACAAGUGGCGGGACUCGCUCGAUGACGCCACCGGCGAUGAGUUGAAGCUCAUGCCCUGAAUUUUUUCAGUUAGCGUCGGUGAGUCUGAUGGCGCCGGUAUUCGCCACAAAGUUGCGAUCGUCGAGUUGUUCCAUUUUGUUAACUUCCUUGCAUUGUUUGUCAACACGGCCGUGAUCAAGAGAUGAGAAAAUAAUAAAAGAAGAAAAAGGAGGAGAUCACUUUGCACCGGCCAAUUACCAUCUCUCGUAUGAGCGAAACACGUGAAUUGAAAACACUUAGGACAGUGACGUGGGACGCGCUGUGGAGACGUGGGUUCCGCCUCUCAUGCUCUAUUAUAAAGUGAUGCUCAGCCGAACCAAUCAUGCUUUGCUUUGAAUAGUGCGGUGAAAAGAAGAAAGAAAUUGAAGAAAUAUGCGAUGACAAAUUUGACUCGGAAUGUCAUUGUGUUAUGAAUUUGACUAUUAUGGAGGUUUCUAAAAUCUGACUUACUCUGUAUUGGAGCGAUAUAUAAAUCUAUCUACAAAAGUUGUUUGCAUAA